Suillus plorans is the source of this 807-nucleotide messenger RNA. RefSeq lists its product as uncharacterized. NCBI's taxonomy places the organism in Eukaryota, Fungi, Basidiomycota, Agaricomycetes, Boletales, Suillaceae. The record is from RefSeq and is a predicted model, not a curated record. The coding region runs from base 1 to 807 and encodes 268 amino acids. The transcript is spliced from 4 exons.
AUGAACCCAGGGGAGUCGAGGACGGAUCUCAUAGUGCUCUUGCAGAUGAUAUGGGACCAGAACAUGCUACGGAUCGUCAACGUACUCGAGCAUGUCCUCAAACUAAAGCGCCGCUCUCGAAUCUGGCUGUGUCCGACUGCAGCUUUCACUCUCCAUGCAGCUCACCCGUUUCAAACAAAGGCGGAUCGUUCUGUGAAGGAGCCAUGCCUGGAAGAUCUCUACAUUUGCUCUUACAUGCCGACACUUUUGGCUCUGAUCAGAUCUAGACAGUUGAUGAAGAAGCGUGUGCCUCCGUCCUUUGUGGCGAUUGGACAGGGUCAACCGAGCGCAGGGAAAGGCAAGGUGCUGUUGGCUGUCGACAGCGAGCUCGAGCUUACUCAUAAGCUCGUCCUUGCGACGGCCAACCACACCACUAUUUCUGGCGACAAAGUCACACGAGCAAGCGCACUCGAAGCAGAAUACGCCGAGUUCGCGUUCUUAUCGGCUUGUCAUACUGCUGUAGGCGAGGAGAUGCCCGACGAAGUGAUCCACCUAGCAGCUGGUAUUCAGUUUUCAGGUUUCAAGAACGUCGUUGGCACGCUGUGGGAGGUCGACGAUGCUGUCGCGAAAGACGUCGUCGAAGCCUGGGCACUCAAGCGUGCUACGCACGCGGUGAAGACGAAAGUGCCGCUCGAACAGAGGAUGAUAGAGCUCGUAGUACUCGUGCAUCGAGGCCACGCAAUGGACCCACGGCUCUGCAAGACGCAAACGGGACCUGAGGGUAAAAUCAACUUUGUUUCUCUGGGUGAUCGGACAUUAGCCAGAUGA